Molecule: messenger RNA, 1285 nt
Organism: Aspergillus caelatus
Lineage: Eukaryota; Fungi; Ascomycota; Eurotiomycetes; Eurotiales; Aspergillaceae
Exons: 4
Coding region: 306-1052 (248 amino acids)
Source: RefSeq, a predicted model, not a curated record
AUUAUUGAUGGGAUGGAGAGGGAGUCACUCUUCUUGUGUAGUGGUCUGUUACCUUUUGUUCAUAAUGUAUCUUUCUUUUCUGAACCGAAGUCGUCAUCAGUUGGUAGCCUUGAAGAUUCGGCUUGGCAGGUGUUAAUUCCGGGUCAGCAUCGACCGGAGUUAAGCUCAAGAACUUAAAUGACGCGGUAAGCCGUAGAUGUAUAAAUAGCUCCUAGCCCCAACUUUCUGCAUUGAUAAAGAUUUCCAACCUCUACUUUUCAUACUAUCUCAGGCUAGCCAUCACAUCCCACAACUUUACCAAUAACAUGCGCCUUAUUCUCACAGGUGCCACCGGCAUGGUCGGGUCGGCCACUCUCAACCAUGUUCUUUCUCUCCCGCCCGGGCAAGUAUCGCAUUUGUAUAUCUUGAGUCGGAAAUCUGUACCCAUCGCGGAGGAUCGACCCGACGUUACUGUGAUCGAGCAUAAGAACUUCAACGAAUACAGUCCUGAAUUGUUAGAGAAGUUGAAGGGAGCCGAUGGCUGUAUUUGGGCGUUGGGAAUUUCCCAGACACAAGUAUCGAAAGAGGAGUAUGUAAAAAUCACAAUGGACUAUCCAUUAGCAGCAGCAAAAGCCUUUUCGGGAUUAUCAGACUCUUUUAACUUCGUAUAUGUUUCAGGAGAAGGAGCAACGCAAGAACCAGGAAUGUUCACUCCAUUUUACGGUCGGAUAAAAGGCGAGUGUGAAGCGGCAUUGAUCGCCCUAUCCCAGAAGUACCCCAGUCUGAAGCCCUACUCCGUCAGACCUGGGCUCGUAGACCCGGCUUACGACCCCGCGACACUGGCAUCUGUCAUGCAGCGGCCGGACUUCACUGCCACCAAAAAGAUGCUCUUAGGGACUAUCGGUCCCCUCACAAGACAAUGCUAUUCCAAAGGUGUUUCACCGACGAAGGACCUCGGGCAUUUCCUGACAGACCUGGCUAAGGGAAACGGACAACCACUUACAGGAGAGGGAGUCAGUGGUGGUGGAUGGAUUAUAUCGAAUGCUGCAUUCCGGAGAGCAGCCGGUCUCUAAUCAUAUCUUCCAGCCUCAAGUCAAUGUACUAUAUAUACAUAUACCCAACUCUAUCUCAACAUACAGAACCCAACCCUAAUACAUCUAAUCUCAUCUCCGAUAACCAUAAUGCCAAUCCGCCCUCCCCAAAUCCUCCCGAACCUUAUAAACGCUCUCUGCAUCAUCCAAAACCCCCAUAUCAACCUCCACCACACUCAUCCCCUCGCUACACCCUUCCACCCUCCCAACACACC